AUGACUAUUCAGGAAGCGACUCCACCACACGAGCUCCUCGACUCAGAGUCGGGAUGGCAGGAGAAGGCGAUGGGUGCUAAGGAUGGAACGCCGCAGUAUCAAGAUGCUUUUGGUGACGAGUCAAACGCUGAAGUCAAGUAUAAGACAAUGGAGUGGUGGCAAGCUGGGAUGUUCAUGAUUGCAGAAUCUGUUUCGCUAGGUGUACUGUCAUUGCCAGCAACUCUCGCGCAGUUGGGUCUCGUACCAGCUCUUGUGUUAAUCAUAGGCCUCGGUCUCCUUGCCACAUACACCGGUUAUGUCAUUGGACAAUUCCAUCAGGCAUAUCCCCAUAUCCAGAACCUGGCCGACACCGGAGAUGUACUCAUGGGUGCAUUUGGACGAGAACUCUUCGGAAUCGGCCAGCUACUCUUUUCGAUUUUCAUCAUGGGAAGCCACAUCUUGACAUUCAGUGUCAUGAUGAAUACAAUCACCGAGCACGGCACUUGCACCAUGGUUUUUACGACAGUCGGUUUUGUUAUCUGUAUGGUGUGCUCGCUGCCUCGUACCAUGAAGAACAUGACUUAUAUUUCGGGCGUUUCUUUCGUCAGUAUUUUCAGUGCCGUCAUGGUCACCAUGAUCGGCGUAGGCGUCCAGGCCAACGGCGUCUCAAGAAUCCAGGCCACCAUCGACACUGAUCUGUUCCACGCGUUUACCGCCGUGACCAACAUCGUCUUUGCUUACUGUGCGCAUGUGGCAUUCUUUGGUCUCCUUGCCGAAAUGAAGAACCCAAGAGAAUUCCCAAAGGCAUUGUAUAUGCUGCAGACCUUUGAGAUCAUCUUCUAUACCGUUGCCGCUGUUGUGAUUUACUACUAUGCCGGUCAGUCUGUAGAGUCUCCGGCUCUGGGAUCCGCGGGGCCUCUGCUGAAGAAGGUGGCAUAUGGGCUCGCGAUUCCGACUAUCGUUGGCGCGGGUGUUGUUAACGGUCACGUCGGUCUGAAGUAUAUUUACGUCCGCCUUUUCCGUGGAACUGACAGAAUGCAUCGCCGCGACUUGGUUUCCGUCGGGUCAUGGAUUGCCAUCGGCUUGACAUGCUGGAUAAUUGCUUGGAUCAUUGCCGAUGCUAUUCCUGUGUUCAGUGACUUGCUCAGCUUGAUCAGCUCACUGUUUGCUAGCUGGUUCAGUUACGGCCUUGGUGGUGUAUACUGGUUACACAUCAACUGGGGCAAGUGGUUCUCAUCUCCACGAAAGAUCUGCCUCACGAUCAUUAAUAUGCUGAUUGUGCUGAUUGGCGGAUGCAUGUGUGGUCUCGGACUUUACGUGUCUGGAAAGGCGAUUCACGACGAUGCCUCCAGCAAUAGCUUCUCCUGUGCUAGUAACACAUAG
This is a messenger RNA of Penicillium cataractarum, 1362 nucleotides long. RefSeq lists its product as uncharacterized. NCBI's taxonomy places the organism in Eukaryota, Fungi, Ascomycota, Eurotiomycetes, Eurotiales, Aspergillaceae. The record is from RefSeq and is a predicted model, not a curated record. Gene Ontology annotation, cellular component: vacuolar membrane. Gene Ontology annotation, biological process: amino acid transmembrane transport. The transcript has 5 exons. Gene Ontology annotation, molecular function: amino acid transmembrane transporter activity. Bases 1 to 1362 code for a protein of 453 amino acids.